Molecule: messenger RNA, 939 nt
Organism: Dimorphilus gyrociliatus
Lineage: Eukaryota; Metazoa; Annelida; Polychaeta; Dinophilidae
Source: the annotation of a GenBank genome assembly
GAAAUUCGUUUCCAAAUUUGAUUUCAGCUUUUAACGUAAUUACGAUCUAUCAUUAUGGCAGAGAAAAAAAAAUCGGAUUUAUUGAAAAUUGAUCUCUAUGAAUUCCUUGGUAUUUCUCACGAUGCAACGUCAAAAGAGAUUCUAAAAAAUUAUAGAAAAAAAGCAUUAGAGUGUCAUCCUGAUAAAAAUCCAGAUGAUCCUAAAGCAGCAGAAAAAUUUCAUAAGUUAACAGAAGCACUCGAAAUUUUAACAGAUGAAAAUGCAAAGGCAGCUUACGACAAGGUUUUACAAGCUAGAAAAGCAGCUGAAAUAAGAGAUCUAAAACUAAAUGCCGAAAGGAGAAAAUUAAAGAGAGAGUUGGAAGCUAGAGAAGAAGCUUACCUUGAAAAGAGAAAUAUACCUAGCACAGCUAAUUUAGAGAAAGAGAUUGAUAGAUUAAGAGAGCAAGGAUCCAAAAUAGUUGAGGAGGAACAAAGAUUGCUGAGAGAAAAAAUAAAAAAUAUAGCUGCAGGAAAAGGUAUAGUUAAAAAUUAUAAUCCGUUAGGAACCCAAUGUUAUAAGAUAAAUGUGGUUGUAGAUGAGAUGGGUGACGAACCUAUGCGAAUUAAAGUUUCAUGGAGAGAAGGUUAUGACGAAGAAUCUAUUAAAAAAAUAUUCUCAGCUCAUGGUGAAAUUAACGAAAUGGUCAUUCUACUAAAAAAGAAAAAGAGUUCCGCAAUUAUUGAAUUCUUGUCAAUAAAAAGUUCUUUGGCAGUUGAGAAAGAAGUGGGGCUUCCAAAUUGUGGUGAACUGACAGUGGAAUGGUUAUCAGGAAAACCUAAAGAUCAACCCCCAGUUAAAAUUCCGAAAUUCGAUAAUUUUGAAGAUCAUGAAAGAUACGUAUUAGAGUGUAUGAGGGAAGCAGGGAAACGACAAAAGCUCUUAAAAAAGGACGUUUAA